This is a messenger RNA of Drosophila arizonae, 3208 nucleotides long. RefSeq names its product Na[+]-dependent inorganic phosphate cotransporter type III (gene NaPi-III). NCBI's taxonomy places the organism in Eukaryota, Metazoa, Arthropoda, Insecta, Diptera, Drosophilidae. The record is from RefSeq and is a predicted model, not a curated record. Gene Ontology annotation, cellular component: membrane. Gene Ontology annotation, biological process: phosphate ion transmembrane transport. Gene Ontology annotation, molecular function: phosphate transmembrane transporter activity.
CGUCAUUUUUCUGCAAGCCGGUGCUCGCAGUUGUGCGCGCGCGUUCAUCACGCUUCAAUUUCUCGUCAAAUAAAUUGUGAUUUGAGAAAAGUGUUGCUAUUUAAACAUGGUGAAUAGCCCUUUGACGUGGAAACAAAUUUGCUGUCCCAAACGUCAGUUAACCAAGUCGACUACCAUCAGCUCCUAUUCAACAUAACAAGAAACUACUUUGCAACAACAGCAACAACAACAAUACUAACUUCACUCAAUCAACAACAACAACAAGACGAAUAACAGGAAAGGAAAACUUACUUUAAGUUUUUCAUUCGAUUCCAACUAGAGCUUUGGAAUUUCGUCGUUAGUUAUAGAUCGAAAGAGAGAGAGAUAGAGAGAGAGCGCGAGCAAGACAGUCGGAGGGGGUGCAAAGUUUUUAUUAUUUUAUACUUAAUAUAAUCUAUUCUAAUCAGUAUUUAGUGUCCAGUCCAGUUUAGCACUAAGUUUUGUGUUUAGGCUAACGUAAUUUAUUGCAUACUUUUAGGCAGGUCGCGCUGAGCAUUCAGCUUCAGCUUGAGGGAGGGAAGGGCUCACAGAGGACGUCAGGUGUUUUCGCUCAGAUUACAGCGUAUCCUCAAUUCGGUGUGCUGCACGCGUCUACUUCAGUUUUUCAUUAUGAAAAUAACAACAAUGAAGUCUAAGCGCAAAUAUGGCUGUUUAGAGAAUAUUUGAAAAGAACUUUUCAAUUAUUAAUAAUUAAGAUUAUUUUUCCGUAUAUCAUUUAUUAUUGUAGUAUUGUAUUUUAUAGUUUUCCCCAAGAGCACUAAUUUUCUUUGCACAAAAUUCGUAAUAUUUCAUUUCCUCUACAUCACACAACACUAUAAUAAUUUCAUUAAAUUUUCAAUAUUUAACACUAGUUAAAGAGUUCCAAGAACAGUCCGACAGACAGACAGACAGACAGCGAGACGGUUAGGCUGUGUGAAUAGGGGCUAGAGUUGUUUGUUGUGUUUUUGUUUCCCUUGCGAAAAAGUGAGUUUGUUGUAAUCAUGGAGAGCUAUUCAGCGGAUCUGCUAUGGAUGGUAAUCAUUGGCUUUCUCAUUGCCUUCGUCUUGGCCUUUGGCAUCGGCGCCAACGACGUGGCCAACUCCUUUGGCACUAGCGUCGGCUCUGGCGUUCUGACCAUACGUCAGGCUUGCGUCUUGGCCACCGUCUGCGAAAUUUCGGGCGCUGUUUUAAUUGGCUACAAGGUGUCGGAUACAAUGCGAAAGGGCAUUCUGGAGGUGAGCCUGUACGAGGGCGCCGAGGAGGUGCUCAUGCUGGGCUGCAUGUCCGCGUUGGCGAGCAGCGCCAUCUGGCUGCUGGUGGCGACAUUUCUGAAGCUGCCCAUUUCGGGAACGCACAGCAUUGUGGGCUCCACCAUUGGCUUCUCGCUGGUGGCCCGCGGCGUGCAGGGCUUGAAGUGGUCGACGCUGUGCACGAUCGUUGGCUCGUGGUUCAUUUCGCCAGUGAUGAGCGGCUUCGUCAGCAUUCUACUCUUUCUGGCCAUACGCCGCUUCAUCUUGCGCGCUCAGGAGCCACUCAAGGCGGGCUUCCGUUCGCUGCCCAUUUUCUACGGCGUUACGUUCUUCAUUAAUGUCAUCAGCGUGGUGCUGGAUGGGCCCAAAUUGCUCUAUAUGGAUAACAUUCCCACUUGGAUAGCGUUGAGCGUCAGCGUCGCACUCUCGCUGCUGGUGGCGCUCUUGACGCAGCUGGUGGUGGUGCCGCUGCAGCGACGCUCGAUUGCCAAGAAGUUGCGCGCCCAGAAUCCGGUCAAGUUCAAUUUCGAGGACUCUGUGGAGUCCUCGCCGUCCGGCAGUCCGAAGAAGCAGCGCCGUCCGCUUUCGCUUGUUAGCGAGGGUAAACCACUGCCGGCUAUUGCCGAAAUCACCGAGCUGGUCUCGCUCAGCGACAAUUCGCCGAAGACCUUUAAGCUAGCGCCUUAUGGCCUCGCGGCCAAGAAUAACAAUGCAACUGCCGAGGACUACAAGAUCGAUCCAGAUAUAAUACGCAAGGCCGAGGAUCUGCUGGGCAAGGCCAGUCUGGAUAAUCCCGAUCUGACCGUGACCAGCCUGAACUACAUCGAUGAGCAGCAGCAAUUGCAGCACCAGCAGAAUGGACGCAAGCUCCAGGAGUGCUUCAAGCGUGUCCAAUCGCCCAAGGAGGAGCGCAAGACGGACACAGUGGACAACGUCAAUGGCAAUGCCAGUGCGAAUGCUAACGCUAAUGUCAAUGUUAAUGCCAAUGUCAAUGCUAAUGCGAGUACAGCUGCCAAUGCUACCAACAACAAUUUGCAGGUGGUGCAAAGUGCCGGCAGCUUGGAUCUAAUGAUCAGCACCACAUUGUCGCCAAACUCGAGCAAGGUGCCGCUCAUCGAGAGCAAGGAGGCGCUCAAUGAGCAGGAGGAGGAGUUUAAGCGUGCAGCGGGUCGACGUGCCAGUAGCAGCCAGGAAACCCAGGAGGUGUCCAUGCUCUUCUCGUUCCUUCAAAUCUUGACGGCCACCUUUGGCAGCUUUGCGCAUGGCGGCAACGAUGUUAGCAACGCCAUUGGACCACUCAUCGCUCUCUAUAUGAUCUAUCGCGAGGGCUCCGUAAUGCAGAAAGCAGAAAGUCCCAUUUAUAUAUUGAUCUACGGCGGCAUUGGCAUCUCCGUGGGUCUCUGGCUGUGGGGACGCAGGGUCAUCGAAACCAUUGGCAAUGACCUAACAAAGAUCACCUCAUCAACAGGCUUUACCAUUGAAAUAGGCGCCGCCAUCACCGUACUGCUGGCCAGCAAAAUUGGUUUGCCCAUUUCGACGACACACUGCAAAGUGGGUUCGGUGGUUUUCGUGGGUCAUGUGAGUGCAGCGGGUCGCAAGAGCGAACGUAAGGAGCACGAGAAGGAGCUGGGCGGGCCAUUGGAGGAGCAGCAUGCAGCAGCACCGCCAGCUGCUGGGGAAGCCAUGGAGGAUGGCAGCGUCGAUUGGCACUUGUUCCGGAACAUCGCCUACGCCUGGAUAGUCACGGUGCCGGUGACAGCGAUGCUUAGCGCUGGAAUGAUGUACGUACUCUGCGCCCUGGUCGUGAAUGAUGUGGAUCCAGUUUAAAGAGGCUAACUUUAAUAAGCGUCGUCAUUCAAUUAUUAAUUGUAAAAGUAAAUUAAUGUUUCGUAAUUGUACCAGUUGAUAAAGCAAAACAAAAUGAAAAACGUACGAAAAAA